GCGGCGGCGGCAAAGAUGCCCGACCGCGACAGCUACAACAACGGCAGCAGCGGCGAUGAGGUGGGUGCCAACGCCGACGAUAUCUGCCGCGAUUUCCUGCGCAACGUCUGCAAGCGAGGCAAGCGCUGCCGCUUCCGGCACCCCGACAUCAGCGAGGUCACCAACCUGGGCGUGCGCAAGAACGAGUUCAUCUUCUGCCACGACUUCCAGAACAAGGAGUGUGUCCGCCUCAACUGCCGCUUCAUCCACGGCACCAAGGAGGAUGAGGACUGCUACAAGAAGACGGGGGAGCUGCCCCCGCGCCUGCGGCAGAAGGUGGCCGCCGGGCUGGGCCUCUCGCCCGCCGACCUGCCCAACAGCAAGGAGGAGGUGCCCAUCUGCAGGGACUUCUUGAAGGGCGACUGCCAGCGAGGCGCCAAGUGCAAGUUCCAGCACCUGCAGCGGGACUACGAGUACGAGGCACGAGGCAUGGCCGCCCGCGAGCAGGGCAUCGUCCCCGCCGUCCGCCGCUACGACCCCUACGACGCCAUCUACGACCCCGACCGCUACGACGACCAUGACCCCGUGCUGAAGCGGCGGCGGGUGGACGGGCUGCACUUUGAGACCUACGAGUACAGCUUCGCCAGCCCGCGGACGGUGGAGUACCGGCUGCUGGAGGAGGAGAACAUCAUGCUGCGCAAGCGCGUGGAGGAUCUCAAGAAGCAGGUGAACAACCUGCUGGCCACCAACGAGGUGCUGCUGGAGCAGAACGCCCAGUUCCGCAACCAGGCCAAGGUGAUGACGCUGAGCUCCACCGCCACCGCCACCGAGCAGACUCUGGCCCCCACCGUGGGCACCGUCACCAACUACAACCACAGCAUCGCCCAGACCCACACCACGCUCAGCAGCCAGGCCCUCCAGCCCCGGCCCGUUUCCCAACAGGAUUUGGUAGCUCCCGCCGGAGCCCAGGCGGCUCCCCCCGCCAACGCCGCUCCCCCCAUGAACCCCGAAAUCACCCCGCUUUCGGCCGCCUUGGCCCAGACCAUCGCGCAGGGCAUGGCCCCCCCUGUCUCCAUGGCGCCGGUGGCCGUCUCGGUGGCGCCGGUGGCCGUCUCCAUGGCGCAGCCGCUGGGGGGGAUCACCAUGAGCCACGCCACCACCCCCAUGGUGACGUACCCCAUCGCCUCCCAGAGCAUGAGGAUAACGGCCAUGCCCCACUGA
This is a messenger RNA of Gavia stellata (red-throated loon), 1200 nucleotides long. It is a transcript of the gene ZC3H10, whose product is annotated as zinc finger CCCH-type containing 10. The coding region runs from base 16 to 1200 and encodes 394 amino acids. The transcript has a single exon. NCBI's taxonomy places the organism in Eukaryota, Metazoa, Chordata, Aves, Gaviiformes, Gaviidae. Gene Ontology annotation, molecular function: metal ion binding. The record is from RefSeq and is a predicted model, not a curated record.